AGGGAGCGCUGACACAGGCGCUGUGGAAGAAAAAGUUUACAAAGUUUGAGACGCCCGGGACCGGAGCACUGGAAUUAGGAAGGUCGACCGAGAGCAGGAAAAGCAAGUUGUCUCGAAAGAUUUUCCCACAGGUCGAGCCGAGUGAGAUGUUUUUUUUCUUCUUCUUAGUCUUGUGUUAACGUUUAUGGACUAAAAUAUAAAUAAAUAGAGUUAGUACCGGAGGCCUGAACGAUUUUAAAAGGACAGAAAGAAACGGGCCUUGUUUUAAAAGAUUUCCUAAGUUUUUUUUUUUUUUUUUGGUAACGAGCGAACCGUUACUUCGUUAAUAAUUUGCUUUUGUUACCAAACAAAAGAACAAGCAAAAAAAAAAAAAAAAACACACAAAAAAAAAAAAUGAGUAGCAACCCAGCUCAGCCUCUACCGGGCCAGCAAGUGAUCCAUGUCGCCAAGGACCCAGACACGGACCUCGAGGCGCUCUUUAACGCCGUAUUGAACCCGCGGCCAAGCUCUUGGAGGAAGAAACACCUGCCCGAGUCGUUUUUCAAGGAGCCCGACUCCGGCUCUCACUCGCGCCAGUCCAGUACGGACUCGGGCAGCCAGCAGCCGCCGAGGCUCCCACCACAGCACGUGCGCUCUCAUUCUUCGCCCGCAUCACUGCAGCUCAGACCCGGUGCGCUCGCGGCCGCCGCCGUCACCUCGAGCCCCGCGCAGCACGCGCACAGCCGCCACCAGUCCUUCGAUGUCACCGAUGAGCUGCCGCUGCCGCCCGGGUGGGAGAUGGCGUACACGUCCACCGGCCAGAAGUACUUCCUCAAUCAUGUAGAGAAGAUCACCACAUGGCAAGAUCCUCGCAAGACUAUGGCAGCCAGCAUGAAUCAGAUGAGUCUCCAUGCUCAGGCAACCAACAAUAAUGGCGGGGUACGGCGCUCAAUGGCCCUGUCACAGCCAAACCUCGGACAGCUGCCGGAAGGCUGGGAGGAGGCAAUCACACCUCAGGGAGAAAUUUACUUCAUUGACCACAAAACCCAGAGCACAUCGUGGCUCGACCCCCGGGUGGACUCUCGGCUCAUGAUGUCCCAGCAUCAGCACCACCAGCAGCAUCUCCAGCAUGCCCAGCACCAACAACAACAACAACAACACCAGCAGCAACAGGUACAGGCUCAGUCUCAGGCUCUGGGUUCCAGAGGCUCCAUGCCACAGCAGCAGACCUCUCAGUCCGGUAUGCUGGGCAUGGGCAACCCAUUAAGUACCCAGCACCAACAGAAGAUACGACUGCAGCACAUCCAGCUUGAGAGGGAGCGCAUUCAGAGGAGGCAUGAGGAGCUGAGGAGACAGGAGGUGGCACUCUGCAGACAGAUGCCCAUGGAUUCAGAUAACAUGGCAUCUGUUGCUCCUACUAUCAAUCCAGCUGCUAUGAAUCAGGGCAGUAUUCCAACCAGUGGCUCAGACCCCUUUCUAAACAGUGGGCCAUACCAUUCACGCGAGCAAAGCACGGACAGCGGCUUGGGCCUGGGCUGCUACAGCAUCCCCACCACUCCUGAGGACUUCCUCAACAACAUGGAAGAGAUGGACACCGGUGAGAACAUGGUGCCAGUCAACAUGAACAUGCCACAGCAGAGCCGUUUUCCUGACUUCCUAGACUCCAUGCCUGGCACUAAUGUGGACCUGGGCACCCUGGACGGCACAGAUCUCAUGCCCAUCCUUAACGACGUGGAGUCUGUCCUGAACAAGAACGAGCCUUUUCUCACCUGGCUCUAAAGAAGAGGGGCUCUAAGGGGACGGCUAAAGACUUUUAGCAGCAAUGCAACCUUUUUUAUUUUAUUUUAAGUCAAUCAGUCUCUUCGCCCUCUCAUUUGUAAUGUGCCUAUAUUGCUCCUUUAAAAAAAAUUAUCCUGGUUACUGUAAAUUAUUCUAAAUGAAGAGCACAGAACAGAAACCAAAGUGUUCAGCCUAAGAACAAGAACAAGCAUACGCCAAUCAAAUUUGUUGAGGUAUGGUGGAAAAGUCGUUUUUAUUUUUGUUUUUUUUGUUUUUUUUGUAUAUACUGUAGAAUAGAGUUGUUUCUUUCCUGUCACUGAGUGUAGCUUGAUCAAAAAUGUCAUUCCCUCUGGCUUUGGGCAGGACUGAUCAGCUAUUUCUUUCUGUCGGUCUUUGAAAGUGUUGAUGUAGGGACACUUGAUAGGCACCAGCAGAUGGAGCCACUGCCUCCACUAUGAACUGGAGACAAUGUUAGCUUCAAUGAUGUAUUGAUAUUAAGGAUGUUAGCCAGUUCAACAUUAUCCGCACUAGAGAGGAGCCUUACUGAUCAAUUAACAUUUGUGUGGCUUUAUAAACAAACUUGUCUUUUCUUCACUGAAACCAAAUACGUUUCCUACUGUAUUUUCAGCACAAAAGCUUUCUCAUAACUCAAUCUUCAGUUUAGUUUCUAAAGAGACAUUAUUUCGUUCGCAUUUAGAGGUUUAUACUCAAGCUGAUCCCAGUUUAGCUAUUGUAUCAAGUAAGCUCGUGCCUCUGAAUUAUGGCAGUUUGCAUUUGUAGACCUACAUUUUAUACCAUGUACUUUUUGUGUACUGCUUCAGUAUUCCUUUAAUUUUGUUAUUUUUUUUUUACUGUUGAAUACUCCAGAUGUGUCCCUUGACAUCUGGUGCAUUUUAUGAGUUUUGAUAUAGAGUUUGCCUUUUUAGUAUUUAUCAAGAGCUUUGAUUAUAAUUUUAAUAUUUCUUUUAUAGAGUUUUAGUCUUUUCUUUUUUUAAUGAAAUUGAAAUUUCAAAGCACUACAAAUCAGCACGGGGUUGAGUUGGAUCUUUUAAGUAAAUGUUGAAGUUUCAUGUGA
This is a messenger RNA of Silurus meridionalis, 2833 nucleotides long. It is a transcript of the gene wwtr1, whose product is annotated as WW domain containing transcription regulator 1. Lineage: Eukaryota; Metazoa; Chordata; Actinopteri; Siluriformes; Siluridae. Gene Ontology annotation, biological process: positive regulation of transcription by RNA polymerase II; hippo signaling. Gene Ontology annotation, molecular function: transcription corepressor activity; protein binding; transcription coactivator activity. Gene Ontology annotation, cellular component: nucleus; cytoplasm. The record is from RefSeq and is a predicted model, not a curated record.